Messenger RNA from Orbicella faveolata, 2130 nucleotides. RefSeq names its product pre-mRNA-splicing factor CWC25 homolog. Gene Ontology annotation, biological process: mRNA splicing, via spliceosome. Gene Ontology annotation, cellular component: U2-type spliceosomal complex. NCBI's taxonomy places the organism in Eukaryota, Metazoa, Cnidaria, Anthozoa, Scleractinia, Merulinidae. The record is from RefSeq and is a predicted model, not a curated record.
UUGUUUGAAUUUCAAAACUAUUAUUAAUAUCUCAAUCUUGAAUGUAAACACAGCAAACAAAAACCAGUUUUUUGGAACCAAUAACUACAGAGACUUUCAAGAAAUGGGCCCAGGGCUCAAACUUGGACUGCUCAUUCAACUUAUUCUAGAGACCAGCGUGCUCACUGUAAGUUUACCGUGCCUCCCACUUCUUUUGUCAUGUUAAAUUGAUCUUUUAAACUUGAUAAUUAUUCUUGGUACACAUGUUGGGACAGCAGAACAUACUGUUUAGCAGAGGUGCUGAAAAGGUAGGAAUAGGGGACAUUGAGGGAAUGGUUGGUUAAAUUAACACAAGUAAUGGAAAUCAUUCUUAUUAAGGACUCUACCGCGCCAGGGGCAUCCUUCAUGAAUGACACUGGAGCCAACUCUGUGAAUGACUUGGCAGCCAAGGUGCGCGAUGAUCCUCUGUUCCUCAUCAAGAAGAAAGAGGAAGAGAAGAGGAAGGAACUGCUUCACAAUCCAGUGAAGAUGAAGCAGUUGAAACAGAUGCUUCAAGCUAACUUGGAGAAGUCAAAGAAGAAGAAAAAGGACAAGAAAAAGAAGAGUAAGAGAGAGAAAGAAGGGAAAACAAAGAGGAAGGAGAGACAUGUGGAGAGAAGUGAUGAAUCUGAAGAAGAGACAAGGGAAGUGGCCAACCAAAAUGGAAAAAUAAGAAAUGAGAGUCACAGAAAGAGAAGGGGUGAUUCAGAAGAGGAAAUGCACAAAAUGGCAAAAGAAAACAAGAAAAGGAGGAAUAGGAGGCACAGGGGGAGUGACAGUGAGUCAGAAGAAGAUGCAAGGGAAAGAACAAGAGAAAACAAGCAAAAGAGACAUGAAGAAGAAAGGGGAGAAAUAAUGAAUGGGACUCAAAGGAAUCAUCAUCGAGAAAUGGAGAGAAGUAGAGUUGAUGAAGAGGUUGAAGGAAGAGGAAACCAUUACAGAAAUGGAAGCCAUCACACUAGUAGACACAGGUAUCCUGAGAAAAGAAGGCCUCAAAGACGAUCACGUUCAAGAUCACUAACGACAAGGAGAGAGAGUGGUAGGAAGGACGACAGAAGACACAGACAUAACUCAUCGUCUUCACCUUCAAAGGACAGGAGACACGGAUCCCGAUCUCCAUGGAAAAGAAGAAGUCGUUCGCCUGUACACUCACCCCCCAGGAAGUCACGCAAAUCUCCUUCUCCUGUUAGAGAAAAAGCAUGGCAGAAAGGGGGGUCUGCGGUCACUAAACACAUGGAUGACGCUGAGAAAGAGAAAAGACUUGCAGCAAUGAUGGAAAAUGCCAAAUGGCGAGAUGAGCAGCGAGGAAAGAAUGUCAAACGAUACAAGGAGGAAGAUGCGAGAUUAGAGGCCAACGAAGCUUUGAAUAAAGAUAAAAGUGCCACGUUUAUAAACGACAUGAAGAUUCAAUCGUUUUCAUCGAAGGCGACCUCCUCUGUUAGUGAUCGUAUUCGACGAAACAUCAACUCCGUUCAGCGGACACCCGCCGCACUGGAGUCGUUUUUGGGAAAAUAACUACGAUUCCGAUUCCGAAGAUGGACGACAGGGGUGUGCCGAGUUCCGAAGACUGACGAAAGGGUUGUGCCGAGUUCCGAAGAGUGACGAAAAGGGUGUGCCGAGUUCCGAAGACUGACAAAAUUGUUUCGCAGAUUGGAUAAAGGAGGGCAGUUAUUGGUGGUGCUCGUCUGGUACCUCGGUGAAACUGGAGGACUGGAAACAACUCGCGCCAACUCUCGUCGAUAAUCAGUCCUCCGAGCUCGGCAUUAAGAAUUGGCCGCACGUGAAGGAGGCAAGCGGGGGGCUGGAAGCAGAUUGGUAGACCGCCUGGGAGUACAAGACUGCGCCCAGCGUUGACAACAAAUGUGAACACUGACGAUCAAGCCAGUAAAUUAAACAGUAGUAACAAACAGGUUCUUUCCUUGUAAACUGUACUUUGUAUUUAUCUUAUUUAAAUGUUUGUUUAGAAACAUAAGAUCUUCUUGUAUAAAAAUAACUGACUUUUUUAUGAUAUAAUAGUCGUAUUUUGCUUCUGUUACGUUUUUACUUUUUCUUUUUAAGAAAAAGAAAACAUGUACCGUGUUUCUACCGAGUUUUAGUAUAAAUCUACUAGCG